CUACUUUCAUUCUACCACCAGCAAAUUAUGUUAAAGCUAUCCCGAUAUUUUCAACAACAAGCAAGGCGCCAUGUUGGAUAUCUGAAAGUUCAUAAAACCGGAAGUGGUACAAUACACAACAUUAUUGCGCGCUUUGCAUUAAAACACGAUGUAACUGUGGUACUGCCGUUCAAUGGAAUCCAUAUACUUGAGAAUCAGAAUCGGAUGUCGUGGAAACUACUUCCAGUACCAAAAGAUCAUGAGUUCGAAAUGCUGUUUAACCACGUGAUAUUCAAAGCAAGACGAUUCAGGAAUUAUCUACCAAACGACACAAUUUACAUAGCCUCUGUUCGUAAUCCGUUUAGACAAUUUGUUUCUGCAUUCACCUAUUUCAAAUCGAUGUAUGUGCAAAAAUUACGAACAAAUAGUUUCCACUCUUCACCCAUUCACGCCUUCCUUACAAAUACUUCCGCGUACGAUUCCAGCAUCCGUUUUUCAUUGACUCAUAAUUCUAUGGCACGUGAUUUUGGAUAUCCGGCUGCAUAUAUCGACGAUAUUUCACUGUUUAAAAAGUAUUUAAACAAACUUGGAGAUUUCUUUCAUCUAGUGGUCGUGUUGGAGAGGUUCGACGAGUCUAUGGUCGUAUUGAGGAGGUUGUUAAACUGGUCGGUGAAGGAGGUUCUUUAUAUUGAAAUUAAUAAACAGAAAUAUAAUGUAACUUAUCAUCAGGAUGACUCAACACUUCAUCAGAAAUGGUCCCAAUUAGAUUACAUUUUGUAUGAUUUUUUC
Lottia gigantea (owl limpet) is the source of this 768-nucleotide messenger RNA. RefSeq lists its product as hypothetical. The annotation marks the transcript as partial. Gene Ontology annotation, cellular component: membrane. Gene Ontology annotation, biological process: glycolipid biosynthetic process. The record is from RefSeq and is a predicted model, not a curated record. Gene Ontology annotation, molecular function: galactosylceramide sulfotransferase activity. The transcript has a single exon. Lineage: Eukaryota; Metazoa; Mollusca; Gastropoda; Lottiidae.